UGUAACAACCACGAAAUGGAGUGUACACAAAGGCUAGAAUGUACGCAGGAGUUGUAUUCAUCACAAUCGGUACACCCCGAACAGAUUGGCUUUUUAGGCAUUUGUGGCGAGAAGUUUCCAGUGUUGAGAGGUCCAAACAAGAUUGGCAGGGAUCCACAAACUUGUGGCAUUAUUUUAAACCGCAAUUCAAUAUCAAGACAACAUGCAGUAAUAAAUGUACUGAAUGGAAAACAAUUUAUGCUCAUGGAUUUGGGCUCUGCUAAUAAAACAAAGUUAAAUAAUAAAGUUCUUCCACCAUACAUCCCUACACCACUUUCCAACGGCGAUACGGUACAGUUUGGAGAGAUAUUCGGCAUUUUUCAACUGCUUGAAGACGAAAGUGAUCUGCCUAUGACACAGGCAAUUGAUAUUCCCGACACUCCUGUCUGCACUCGUGGCAUCUCCAGGCUUAAUAAAGCUGGAAUUACUACAGUACCUGAAUCACCUGAUGUCAGUGAUCGGGAUGAAUCUUUCAUUGUUCCAUCUCAACCAAAGCAAUAUCAACAGUUCAAAAGUCCAAGCAAUAAAUUCAUUAAAGUAUCUGGUAAAGCCUUUUCAAUUCAACCUACAGGCACAUACAAAAUUGAUAAUGCUUAUUGGAAAUCAGCAGAGAAGUCAAACUCGUUAAAUUUGGCUAAAUCCCCCAUCAAUGUGAUUUCUCCUGUGGCUGGCAGUAGUACUCCAGUAAAUAAUAACUUGCAUGAAAUGGAUACGCAAGUUCCAUAUCCGACUGACAAUGAAAGUACAGAUUCAAUAUACUGUGCUGCUACACAGUUACCUGUGAAAGACAGUACUCCUUCUUUUCAUAGUAAAGACACUCAACUUCCGGAGCCCGAUUAUUUGCUUAACGCGGACAAAAUAAGCGAAGAGCAUAAUAUGGAACUUGACGUCCUUGGAGCUAAUAAAGAAAAUGAUAAUAGUUUGUAUAAUGCAGAGACACAGAUUCCAGCAGAAAAUGAAAAUGGAAACAUGUUUAACAAAACCAAUAUUACCGAUAGUGAAGACGCUGAAACUCAGCUUCUUAAUGUAGAAGAUAGUAGUCAGUCAAACGAACUUAAACAAAAUGACAUUGACGUUUUUACUGCUGCAACGCAGCUACCUGAUUCGGAAAAGGACUCCAUUUUCACUGCCCCUACACAGUUACCUAUUUUUGAGAAUGAUACGCAAGUACCAACCACAGCAAAACAAAGUAUGCCCGCCGAAUCACGAUCAAAAACUAAAGUUAAUUUUGGAAAAGGUGAUAGAUCAGAUGACCAAAUACUGUUCGAUGAAGUUGACAGUCAAUCUUUCUUGGAAGGAUUUGAUUCUCAGCCGUUGUUGCGACAAGAAGUCUCGCCGGAAGAUGAAAACAACAUAAUUCCUUUAUCGCAGGCCAGUCAGGAAGAUGAAUAUGAUGUCAUAAAACCAAAUUCUAUAGCUUUAAAGAGAGCUAACAGGAUUGAAUCUGAUUCGACAGAUUGCGAUGACUUGGACGUUUUGCAGACACAAAAAAUUCUUGCAAGACCAAUAGACGAUGAUCUCACUGAUUGUGAAGAUGACAUCGAUAUUGAACCUAAUAUAUUGAAGACUUGUGAGAACAAGACUGCUAAUUUUGAAGACAUAACCACACAAUGCGAUGUUGAUAACGUGCCGCAUAAAAGUUCUAUACUUAAUUUUGAAGACUUGCCUACACAAGUUCUUGAGGGCUAUAAUGAACUUAAUAAUGAUACAACACCUAAAUCUGUUGUUAAAAGUUCUGAUGAAACGAUAGCACACACAAACCUUGUACAGAACAUUGAAGAUAUGGCAACGCAAGUCAUUGGGGACGAUGUGGAAAUGAAAAAUGAUAAUGAACAUAAAGUCCUUGAUAGGAUUCCUAAAGAAACAUCAUUCGAAGAUAUGGCGACGCAAGUACUAUUCCCAGAGAACAAAGAAACAGAUUUUGCAGACUUAGCUACUCAAGUAAUUGACGAAAUCCCAUCUGAAAAAUCAGAAUGCAGUAACACUGCGAACAUGCAAUAUUCUGAAGAAAUCAUAUGUACUUUUAAAGUUCCCUAUGCCACACCUCUUAAAACAAAAAUGAAAGACACAUUCAAAUCAGGUGGAAAUAAAUUUAUGAAUCCUAGUAUUUCAUUACCGAAUUCACCAAUUAAAAUAGUUAAUUUAGAGAAUGAUGAAAAAUAUUACGCCGCAACUCAGGAAUUAUACGACGAUUUGUAUUCUCAAAGAGAGUCGUCUCCGGAAUUCGUGAGACCACAGACAACAAAGAUGGUAAACAAUAGUCUUUUAAAAGAAAAGCAAAUUGAAAUUAUAAAUGUAGAUGGUGAGCUCCAACAUAAGGAAAACGAAAUAUCUUCGGGAAAGAAAUACAUUGCAGCUGAUAAGUCGUCAGAUAAUAGCGACGGAGAUGAAAGGAUUAACAAGUUUGUUUCAAGUUUAUCUUCUAAAAUGAUCAGGGAGGUAAUUGGUGUUGAUAAGGACGUCACAAGCGUUAAAAGAGUCCCCAGUGAUCUUUCUGACGUCGAGGUUACACCAAAAAAAGUACGGCCUUUCAAGUUUAUUGAAACCGAGCUGCCAAGCAGCCAGGAAAUAAAAACCAGUAUUUCCAUGACUUCUAAAACACUUGUACGUGAAUCUUCAAGUGAUUCUGAACCAGAAAGAAAUUCUACGCCUCUUUUGUUUCGCAAAAAAAAACAUGUUAAACAAGCUAAAAUCGAUCUGAGGAAAAAAUUUGAAAGACAGGCUUUACCCACAAGAGUGAUAACAAGAGUUCGCAAACCAACCUCGAAAAUACAAGACAGUGUUGAAGAGACCAAAAAGCAAAGUAAAAACAUUCUGAAUCUGAAAUUUUUACCUGAUUUUGAUGACGUGGAUAACGAAAUAAUAUGUGAAAACUUAUGUCAACCCAAAACUAAAACGGAAAAGAAAAAUAAUAAAGAUAGUACAAUAAACCUAACUAAAUCUGCAGAGGUUAAGAAAGAAAGUAAAGCUAGAAAAAAUGUCGCAGCAAAUAAAAAAACCGAUAAAGCUAAAGAUAUUUGUGACAAACAAGAAAAUGAAAAAUUAGCAAACAGACCAAAAGUAAAAAAUAAAACUGUAAAAAUUACGGACAAAAACAAUUCCUACACAUUUAACAAAGAGAAUAAUGAUAGUAUAAAUCCUACUGAGGAAAAAAGUAAAAGUAGCAGCAGAAGUACACGUCGUAUAAAACACACGCAAAAGAGUGAAAGAAUGGACAGUAAAUCAGUGUCGAUAGAAAAGGAGUCAAUACGAAGGUCUCGGCAUAAAGAAGUUGAUAAAACUGAGAGACGCGUUCGUAGCACAAGCAAUGAAAAGAAUGAAAAGACAGCAUUAUUGUCAGAAACACGAAGUACUCGACGCAAACGCAAAGAUUCUAAAAAUGAAGAUGACUCUACAAAGGAACUUAAAAAAAGACGUGGGAGACCAAGAAAAACUGAUAAUAGAGAUGACGAGUUAGACACUACCACUGGGAAAAUUGACAUUUCUAAACAAACUGACAUCAGAAGAAGUAAACGACAUAGAACAGUUAAAGUCAUAGAAACAAAACAAAUUGAUAGAUAUAAGAAAAGCAACCCAGCCAAAGAUCAAAGUACAGUAUACAAUAUUUCAUCAGAAUCUGGUGUAGAAUCACCACGACCUCUAAAAAGAUCUGCUGAAAAUAAUGAUGGACCUAGUCCGAAAAGAACUCGAUCCGCUAUGAUUUCUAACACUUCUACUAUCGUUAGUUCGAACACGUCGUUGGUGGUAAACUCGAAUCGUUCGUCUGUGGGAUCGACAGCGGCUAGAGGUGUAAGGACUCACUACGUGCUCUUCACGGCGUUCCCUUACGAAGAAGUCAAAGUUAAACUGGAAACUUUAGGAGCUGUUGUAGUGUCGGAUGUAAUUUCGUGUACAGUGGUCCUCACGCUGCAAAUUAAAAGGACAUUCAAGUUACUCUGUGCAGUUGGACUAGGGAAACCUAUCGUUGGACCUAAUUGGGUGCAGGCCUGUAAUGACUAUAAGAUGAUUGUUGAUCCAUGGCCAUACCUUAUACAAGACGAAGCGAGCGAAAAGCGGUUCCACUACAGCUUAUCGCGAACUUUAGGUAGCAAGAGGAAUUUCCUUAAAGGCUAUCAUGUGUCUUCCACGCCUUCCGUUUUGCCUAGUGCGCCUGAGAUGAAACUGAUAGUAGAGUGCUCCGGCGGAAAAUGGCAGGCUUCGGGUCCAAAGUGGAUCUGCGUGUCGUGCACCGCAGACCGCGCGCUGUGGCAGCAAUUGCGCCAGAGUGGCGCCACUAUCGUCUCCAGCGAGUUUAUUUUGAGCGGGGUUCUGCAACAAGCAGUCCAUGUCGAGGAAAACCUUUUGAAAUAACUACUGUUGUGUCGAUUAAACCCUUAGGCUCAUUGAGCAUUAAUAUUGCCGCGGAACGGAAUGGAAGUGCAUUUUUGUAAUGAAGUUGUGCAAAGGAUAAUGAAUGUGUUUGUGUCCAUUGUGUAAAGAAUAAUAUUCUUAUACUACAUACGAUACAGUAGCUACAGGAAUUCCCAAGACUGAAAAUUCUCUGGAAUAUGCGCUACCUAUUUUUUGAGCUCGUAUCCAGUUUAUACGUCACAUAACUGGACAUAGUUAUGCAAACUAGAACCAACCCACAAAAUGUCACUUUCGAGAUAAUUAGACUUUUGUAAAAACAG
Hyposmocoma kahamanoa is the source of this 4709-nucleotide messenger RNA. RefSeq names its product serine-rich adhesin for platelets-like. Gene Ontology annotation, cellular component: MLL3/4 complex. The transcript is spliced from 8 exons. The record is from RefSeq and is a predicted model, not a curated record. Lineage: Eukaryota; Metazoa; Arthropoda; Insecta; Lepidoptera; Cosmopterigidae. Gene Ontology annotation, molecular function: protein binding. The coding region runs from base 16 to 4389 and encodes 1457 amino acids.